GUGCAAAGCCUUCCAUCUACAGUUACGAAGAUUAUUGCAUAGUGUGAUUCGUGUGGAGGACAAAAUAAGAAUAAAAACAUUGCUAAACUAUUUAGUUUUAUUGUUACACAUAUAUCUGAGAUUCAUCACAAGUUCCUUGAACCCAGGCACACUUACAUGGAAUGCGACCUCAGUUUUGGCUUAAUCGAGCAGAAAAAAAGGCAAAUCCCUGAAGUUUUUGUCCCCGCAGAUUGCGAGACUGUAAUAAGGGACACAUCGGCCAAAUUUAUUGCGUACAAUAUGAACAAAGACGAUUUUUACUCUUUUUCGCCGUUCAAUGAAAUUACGAACGAUCAAAAAAAAAAUAGUGACGGUUACCCCUUAAAAUGGAAAGAAAUUUGCUGGUUUGCUUACCAUAAAAGUGAAAGACUAACAUUUCGAUACAAGAGUACCCUAAACAUUGAUGUAGAGUUUAUCAGUUGCUUAAUGGCAACCUCAAAAGUUGGGCGUCCGUGUUUUAACUUUUCAAUACUAAAGCCUUUGAAUGGCACUUCAAUAAAGAUUAAAGUCGCCAAGUACAAAAACUUGCUUAGCUUAUUGGAAUACAUUCCGCCCAUUCACCAUACAUUUUAUAAAAACAUGAAACACAGACCCUGGCAUCAAGCCAAAAAGUACCUGAUAUAGAUGAACCCCAACCAAGACCAGCUGAUUCAGAUGAGGAAAAUGAUGAAGACAUCCAAAUAUUAGAUUCUGAUUAUGAAUAAGAAAUUUUGUUAUAGAUUAUUUUUAACUAAUGUUUGGUUUAGUACGGUAGUUGCACUUGAAUCAUGUUACCACC
Molecule: messenger RNA, 817 nt
Organism: Acanthoscelides obtectus
Lineage: Eukaryota; Metazoa; Arthropoda; Insecta; Coleoptera; Chrysomelidae
Source: the annotation of a GenBank genome assembly